This is a messenger RNA of Acanthoscelides obtectus, 435 nucleotides long. NCBI's taxonomy places the organism in Eukaryota, Metazoa, Arthropoda, Insecta, Coleoptera, Chrysomelidae. The record is from the annotation of a GenBank genome assembly.
GUCAACGGACAGUGACUGAUGAGUCAACAUGAUAUAGUCCGGUGGUUAUGGUUACGAAUUUGUCAUAAUGGUUGCAGGUGCAAAAUGGCAGCAAAAAAAGAAAGAAGAUUACGUUGAGUUUGGAUUUACCUUCAUAGAAACCGACUAGUUAAAAUUGCCUCAGUGUGUGAUAUGUAUGAAAGUUGUAAGUAAUGAUAGCAUGAGGCCCAAUCGCCUUGAAAGGCAUUUGAAGCAACAACAUCCUACUCUGGUUUGGAAGACGAAAGAGUUUUUUUCUUCUAAAGAAGAAUCACUCAAGCGGAUGAGAGUGGAUAAAUCGGGAAGUUAUCACACAGGUGUAGCGCUGCAUCUAAAAGCUUCCUUUGAAAUAGCUUUUAUGGUACAUACAAAAAGGAAUGAUCUUGGUUCAAGAACAACUAUCUUCAAUUAAGCAAC